Molecule: messenger RNA, 3642 nt
Organism: Lagenorhynchus albirostris (white-beaked dolphin)
Lineage: Eukaryota; Metazoa; Chordata; Mammalia; Artiodactyla; Delphinidae
Gene: DCLK1
Product: doublecortin like kinase 1
Exons: 17
Coding region: 138-2363 (741 amino acids)
Biological process (GO): retina development in camera-type eye; neuron migration; photoreceptor cell development
Cellular component (GO): axoneme; neuron projection
Molecular function (GO): microtubule binding; protein kinase activity; ATP binding
Source: RefSeq, a predicted model, not a curated record
GCCCCGCCGCCGCCCCACAGCCCCGCGGUCAGGCCGCACCCAGCCCCGCGAAGACAGCACCAGGAGGCGGCCCCGAGCGCGGCCACAAAGACCCCCGGCGGCGUCUCUCCGCAGACCGGUUCAACUUUAACUCCGUCAUGUCCUUCGGCAGAGACAUGGAGUUGGAGCACUUCGAUGAAAGGGAUAAGGCGCAGAGAUACAGCCGAGGGUCGCGGGUGAACGGGCUGCCCAGCCCCACGCACAGCGCCCACUGCAGCUUCUACCGAACCCGCACGCUGCAGACCCUCAGCUCUGAGAAGAAGGCCAAGAAAGUUCGUUUCUAUCGAAACGGAGAUCGAUACUUCAAAGGGAUUGUGUAUGCCAUCUCCCCAGACCGGUUCCGAUCUUUUGAGGCCCUGCUGGCUGAUUUGACCCGAACUCUGUCGGAUAACGUGAAUUUGCCCCAGGGGGUGAGAACAAUCUACACCAUCGAUGGGCUCAAGAAGAUUUCCAGCCUGGACCAGCUGCUGGAAGGAGAGAGUUAUGUGUGUGGCUCAAUAGAGCCCUUCAAGAAGCUGGAGUACACCAAGAACGUGAACCCCAACUGGUCCGUGAAUGUCAAGACCACCUCUGCUUCGCGGGCAGUGUCCUCGCUGGCCACCGCCAAAGGGAGCCCUUCGGAGGUGCGGGAAAAUAAGGAUUUCAUUCGGCCCAAGCUGGUCACCAUCAUCAGAAGUGGAGUGAAGCCGCGGAAAGCUGUCAGGAUUCUGCUGAACAAGAAGACGGCUCACUCCUUUGAACAGGUUCUCACUGACAUCACCGAUGCCAUCAAGCUGGACUCGGGAGUGGUGAAACGCCUCUACACCCUGGAUGGGAAGCAGGUGAUGUGCCUUCAGGACUUCUUUGGUGACGAUGACAUUUUUAUUGCAUGUGGACCGGAGAAGUUCCGUUACCAGGAUGAUUUCUUGCUAGAUGAAAGUGAAUGUCGAGUGGUGAAGUCCACUUCUUACACCAAAAUAGCUUCAUCAUCCCGCAGGAGCACCACCAAGAGCCCAGGACCUUCCCGGCGCAGCAAAUCCCCGGCAUCAACCAGCUCAGUUAAUGGAACCCCUGGGAGUCAGCUCUCUACUCCGCGCUCGGGCAAGUCUCCAAGCCCAUCACCCACCAGCCCUGGGAGCCUGCGGAAGCAGAGGAGCUCUCAGCAUGGCGGCUCCUCCACUUCACUGGCAUCCACCAAAGUCUGCAGCUCUAUGGACGAGAACGACGGACCUGGAGAAGGUGAAGUGCUGGAGGAAGGCUUCCAGAUUCCAGCCACAAUAACAGAACGAUAUAAAGUCGGAAGGACAAUAGGAGAUGGAAAUUUUGCUGUUGUCAAGGAAUGUGUAGAAAGGUCGACUGCUAGGGAGUAUGCUCUGAAAAUUAUCAAGAAAAGCAAGUGUCGAGGCAAAGAGCACAUGAUCCAGAACGAGGUGUCUAUUCUAAGAAGAGUGAAGCACCCCAAUAUCGUUCUUCUGAUCGAAGAGAUGGAUGUACCAACUGAGCUGUAUCUUGUCAUGGAAUUAGUAAAGGGAGGAGACCUCUUCGAUGCCAUCACUUCCACUAACAAAUACACUGAGCGAGACGCCAGUGGGAUGCUGUACAACCUGGCCAGCGCCAUCAAAUACCUGCACAGCGUCAACAUCGUCCACCGUGACAUCAAACCAGAGAAUCUGCUGGUGUACGAACACCAAGACGGCAGCAAAUCGCUGAAGCUGGGCGACUUUGGACUGGCCACCAUUGUAGACGGCCCCCUGUACACCGUGUGUGGCACCCCGACAUAUGUGGCCCCUGAAAUCAUUGCAGAGACCGGAUAUGGCCUCAAGGUGGACAUCUGGGCAGCUGGUGUAAUCACUUACAUCCUGCUCUGUGGUUUCCCUCCAUUCCGUGGAAGCGGUGAUGACCAGGAGGUGCUUUUUGAUCAGAUUUUGAUGGGGCAAGUGGACUUCCCUUCUCCAUACUGGGAUAACGUUUCUGAUUCUGCAAAGGAGCUCAUUACCAUGAUGCUGUUGGUGGAUGUAGAUCAGCGAUUUUCAGCCGUGCAGGUCCUCGAACAUCCCUGGGUUAAUGAUGACGGCCUCCCAGAAAAUGAACAUCAGCUGUCAGUAGCAGGAAAGAUAAAGAAGCAUUUCAACACAGGACCGAAACCGAAUAGCACAGCAGCUGGAGUUUCUGUCAUAGCAACCACCGCUCUUGAUAAGGAGAGGCAGGUUUUCCGACGAAGACGCCACCCGGAUGUGAGGAGCCGGUACAAGGCCCAGCCAGCUCCGCCCGAACUCAACUCGGAAUCGGAAGACUACUCCCCGAGCUCCUCCGAGACUGUUCGCUCCCCAAACUCGCCCUUUUAACAAGACCCUUUUACUCAAAGUCCUAGCUUAACCCUUUGAGACUCUGAGAUUUGUUUUUCCAAAUUUAUGUAAAACAGUUUCAUCUGAUCUACCUAGCACUCAAUGCUUGAAUGGCCGAGCAGAACAGUGUGUUUUCUGGUAUCCUUGUAGCGAUUUCCCUUUGCUGAAUGAGACUGUGACUUGUCGUUGGUGGAGAUGGCAACUUGCUGCUAAUCGGGUCCUCAAAGGGUUAAGGCUACUUUGCAACUUUUUUAAACAUAGAAGCAAUGAAUGUUUUCAUCAGUCAAUCUAGGAUCUGCAGUAUGUAACAUAGCACUUGUUAACCCUCUGAGUGCAUAGGAUUUUAUGGGGAACCUUGGGGGAUUUUUCAGGCCUUUGGAUUUAUACACACAUGUUUCUUGACUUUGCUGCAGAUCAAGGGGUUGUUAUUAGAUGCUGAGAUGUCCAGACAAGAAGAGUGUCUAGAAUGAUAUCUUGCGUGUCCUUUUUUGUGGGUUUAGAACAUGGCAGGUUUAUAACUUAAGCAUCAGCACCCCCUCUUUCCUCUUCACAAUCCUAUUAAGAAAGGGGCUUUUUUUGCAUUGGAGGUCUAACUGUCAGCUGCCCUGAGUCCUGCAUCCUGAGUGGAGGGACUUGGGCCUGUGACCAACAGCCUGACCCAGGAUAUAGAUGGUGCCCUGACCCCCAAAUUGCCUCCAUAUGAAGAUGUGCUGAUGACGCCCCAGAAAUGCUGCUUCCACUUCAGCUGCUGCUACUGCCAGCGCAGACCCUCAGGAAGGCACCAUAUCUUGUCCUGUGUUUGGUGAGUGAGAGUCUGCCUGCUCAGUAUGAGACCUCUACAGGAAAAAACAAACAAAACACACAACUGGUGGAAAAGAGCAAUAAAUUGCCAGGUGCUCUAUAGGGCUGGAAUGUCAAACAGAAAGAGGCAACAAGAUCCUGUUCUUUUUCUCACCUGCUUUUUCAUGCAUUUCAGUCUUCAGUGUGCAAUCCACAUAGAGUAUGGAAUCCGUAAAAAGGAGGAGCACCGGGUCAUAGGGGCCCAGAGGCAGGUGCUCUGCAAGAUGGCCGAGGAGAAAGCAGAGUGGGCAAACAAUCUAGAAUAGUCUCAAAAUGGUUUUUAAAGAAAUAAACCAUUGGGAAGAUAAUUCCAUGUGCAUCUUUGGGUUACCAUCUUUUGGUUACCUCAGGGAGAACAGGAAUGGGAGACCUAGAGGGUAUUCCUGAGGAUAAAACUUCCACUCCCUAAGAUGACUUUUUUUUUUUUUUUUUGCGGUAC